AUGACAGAGAUUCUGCUUCUGGGAUUUCAGAACCCUCGGAUUUUUAACCAGAUGUUAUUCGCUAUAUUCCUUGUUUUCUACAUUUUGAUAAUGUUCAGCAACCUGACGAUCAUUUUACUGGUGGCAAAGGUUAAAAGCCUGCAUACUCCCAUGUAUUUCUUCCUCACUCAGUUAUCAUUGUCCGAUAUCCUGCUCACAACCAAUAUAGUCCCAAACAUGCUCCACGUUAUAAUGAAAGGAGGAAGCACCAUAACGUUCCCUGGCUGCAUCACACAGCUUUACUUCCAUGGCAUUUCCAUUGCUGCCGAGUGUCUUCUUCUCACUGUGAUGUCCUACGACCGAUAUUUGGCCAUCUGUGACCCAUUGCAUUAUACCUCCAUCAUGGAGCUCAGGCGUCAGGUCCUGCUAAUUAUGUUGUGUUGGCUUUCUGCUUUUCACUUAAUGUUCCCCAUUAUUUUCCUCGUAGCUAACUUACACUUUUGUGGACCCCCCAAAAUUGAUCACUUCUUCUGUGAUCUUGCUCCUCUUCUCGAGUUGUCCUGCUCAGAUCGUACUAUUGUUGAACGUGUAGACAUAGCCUUAGGAAUACCUUCUGUCGUUCUGCCUUUUUUCUUCAUUCUGUUCACGUAUACCUAUAUUUUCUUCACGAUUCUUGGGAUUUCCUCCAGCACCGGGAGGCAGAAAGCCUUCUCCACCUGCAGCUCUCACCUGACCGUAGUGUGCACCUACUAUGGGACGCUAAUAAUAAUUUAUAUGUUUCCUUCUUCUAAGAGACAAUUAUCUAUUGGAAAUAAGCUCAUAUCUCUGCUAUAUUCAGUGGGAACACCAUUUCUCAACCCAGUUAUAUACAGUCUUAGGAACCAGGAGAUUAAGACGGCUCUGCUUAAAGGUUUUCCACGUAGUUUCAAAAUAACUUAA
Messenger RNA from Spea bombifrons (plains spadefoot toad), 918 nucleotides. RefSeq names its product olfactory receptor 11A1-like. Gene Ontology annotation, biological process: G protein-coupled receptor signaling pathway. Bases 1 to 918 code for a protein of 305 amino acids. Lineage: Eukaryota; Metazoa; Chordata; Amphibia; Anura; Pelobatidae. Gene Ontology annotation, molecular function: olfactory receptor activity; G protein-coupled receptor activity. The transcript has a single exon. Gene Ontology annotation, cellular component: membrane. The record is from RefSeq and is a predicted model, not a curated record.